GCACCACCAUAGGUGGCGCAAUGGGUAAGGCUGGUAAGAGAGCUGCACCAACGCCAGCUGCAUCAAAGCCAGCGGUACAACCCAAAAGGCAACGUAAGGCGGGCAGUAACAAGGAUGAACUACCAAUACUUUCUGAGGAUGAGAAAAAGAAGUACAAGAGCCAGUGGGAAAACUUCCGUGUGGUGAAACCAAAGACAGAAGCUCAAGAACAUGAUCCAAAAGCGUCAUCAUCGUCUAAUGCCAUUGAACUCAAGGAGACUGCUGAACCCAAGGAGACUUCUGAACUCAAAGAGACUGCUGAACCCAAGGAGACUUCUGAACUCAAAGAGACUGCUGAACCCAAGGAGACUUCUGAACUCGAUGCGACUGCUGAACCCAAGGAGACUUCUGAACUCAAGGAGACUGCUGAACCCAAGGAGACUUCUGAACUCAAGGAGACUGAGACCCCUGAAAUCAAGGAGCACAAUGCUGAAGCAAUGGACAUUGAUGUUGCUGACGCUGACACUGAUAGUGUUACCAACGCUCUUGGCGCAUUGAUCAAGGAACAUAUGGAUGAGGAGAACGAUCCUGAACAAGCCUUGUUUGAUUAUCGAUUCAAGAUCGCGAUGACCCACUCUUUGCUCCCAAGGUAUGUCCAGCACAUCAGAGAUACUGAGGUUCUUAGCGAGGAAGAGUGGUCGUUUGGUACCCAGGAACCGACAGAAGAUCUCAAUGGCUUCGUUGAAUGGCUGAAACAACAAGGUUUCGAAUUGGAAUAUGAGAUGAAGCUGCCCAAGAUUGACAACUAUGACAGUGUUGACCCUUCCGAUGUUUUGGGAAGUGCUGCAAAGGUUAUGAUUUCUCGGUUGACGAACUUAGCUCCCGAGCUGAUGCAACAAAAGGUUCGUUCACUUCCGAGGACUUUGUCGGUUGGUGACUUCUUCUCAGGAACAGGUGCAUUUUCCAAGGUGAUUUCAGAAACUAUCACUGCGUUGAAAGAUAUCUUCCCAGAUGAGACGAUUGAUUUGACCGCAAAGCAUUGCUUUAUGUCAGAGGUGGUGCAGUUCAAGCAGAAGUUCCUGCUGGAGGCUUUCAAAGGCAAUGACUUCGACGAUUGUUGCCUGUUCUCAGAUGCAACAAAGGUGUUCACAGAUGAACGGGAAUGUCUUCGUCACAAAGGUCGAACUGCCCCAUGUUCUUGCGAAAUUCCAUCUGAGCUCAACAUAUUCGGCGGUGGAUUCUCUUGCAAGAGCUUCAGCAAACUCAACAAUGAAUUUGAGUCGUUCAAAAAAGCUUUGGCGGAAAUGAUGGAGGAAUCGUCCUCAUAUGUGACGUUUAAAUCAUGCAAUGACGCCCUAAAGUUCAUCGAGUUGGAUAUGUUUCUGCUUGAGAAUGUCGACCUGGAGGCAGAUUCAGAGAACCUGACACUGAUCCUGAAAGCAUUAUCUGAAGCUGGUUUCUCCUGCAAGACAUACAAGCUCAUAUCCAGCGAUUUCGCUGUUCCACAACGAAGAGUCAGGAUAUAUAUCCUAGGAUUCUCAAACAAACGCCAGCCGCAGAUUGCUUUCAAGAACGUUGACAAAAUGAUUGAUCUAUUUCGUCUUCCAUGUGUGGACCCAGACAAGUUUCUCCUCGAUGACGAUGACCCUGCCGUGAUGAAAGAAUUGGAUCGACGUCGAUCAGUUCGUGCUAGAGCAGAUCAGCCCAAGGAGCCGGAGAAGAAUCAGAAGAAGGACACCGCUGGUGACAAAGGUACAACCGAGGAGAAAGAGAAAGACCAGAGCAAAUGGCAAGCUACACACCAAGAAUUGGCAGAGAAACGCGGCAUUCAAUGGCCACUGACUGUGCCAGAUGAGCUUAGCAAGUCUGAGUGGUUCUCGACAUUGAAUGCGAGAGAGCAAGAGGUGUAUCUUUUUGUGCUGAAUGAGAGCACAACAUUGACACAAUCUGGGAGGCAGCCAAUUCGCUUUGCUGAUAUCUACCAUUCAGCAAACAGAACACCGGUUUCUGCUGCUGAUGUGCUUCCCACGAUAUUGCCGGGAACAAAGAUGAUUGACUUGCAGUCAAAUGCGAAGCGUCUCCUCCUGGGAAGGGAACUACUGGCACUUCAAGGACUUGACUAUGACGAUGGUCUCCUCGACAAAUUCUCCGAGAACCAACUCAGCGAUUUGGCUGGGAACGCAUACACAUCGACGGCUUUUCUCACAAUGUUCCUGGCGGGUCUCUUCGAGUUAAGCUUUGUGACUCCUAGCGAAAGCGAACAGGAAGAGGAAGUUUCAAGCUUUGUGACACAGCUGAGUCAACACAGCCACAACCGUGGACCAAACUAGCUGGUGAGAUGCACUGGUGAGCUUGGGUAUACCCUCAGCAACAAUGCUGGGACGAGAACUCCGUUGAGAUGUGAGAUAAACGGAACGGGUUUUGUAAAAUACUGCAAUUGAAUAUGUCUCGCUUUGCCUAGUGCUGAAAGCAUAUGAUUUAUGCCUAGCAUAGCUUGAGACAGUUCGUGGCAUACCAUUCGAAUGCAACGGAAUCGAGCAAGAAAAAAGGAUAGUUGCCGACCAUUGCAACUUGUGUCGCGC
Molecule: messenger RNA, 2561 nt
Organism: Cladocopium goreaui
Lineage: Eukaryota; Dinophyceae; Suessiales; Symbiodiniaceae
Source: the annotation of a GenBank genome assembly